Molecule: messenger RNA, 3293 nt
Organism: Lutzomyia longipalpis
Lineage: Eukaryota; Metazoa; Arthropoda; Insecta; Diptera; Psychodidae
Product: follistatin-related protein 5-like
Exons: 7
Coding region: 289-2883 (864 amino acids)
Biological process (GO): homophilic cell-cell adhesion; dendrite self-avoidance; axon guidance
Cellular component (GO): plasma membrane; axon
Molecular function (GO): calcium ion binding; cell-cell adhesion mediator activity
Source: RefSeq, a predicted model, not a curated record
UUGCCUGGAGUGGAUUGUUCUUUGUAAAAUUUCUGUGUCCUCCCCCGCACGCGUAUGAAUGAGGUGCGAGUGGAAUUUAAUUAAUACCACACAGGAGGAAAAUAUUUCAUAAAUUGUUCCCUGAGUGCGGAGAUAUUUUGGGGGGUGGUUUGUGAGGCGAGUGUGUGAACAAAGGGUGGAAUUUGGAGGAGAAUUUAUCGAUCAGUGCUCCAUUCCCCGUGGCGCUGUUCCGCUUCGUUUUUUUUGUGGUGGUGGCGUGGAAAAGUCUUUUUGGUGAAAGUGGUCCAAAUGUUUGCCAUCUGCAAGAGAACUUGCCUGUCAAUGGCUUUUGCUAGUUAUUUACACAAUUUCCUAAUUCUAAGUGUCCUCUUUGGCGUUGCGCGGUGCUUCGAGGCCAUCCCGUUGCACCAUCUUGAAGGAACUGCUGACACCGGAAGGCAAUCCCCAGCCUACGACAUAAGUCAGCUCAUUGCAAAUAAUCCCUGCCUUGUGCACUACUGCGGUAGGGGACAAGAGUGCAUUGUGGAUGCCACACAGGAGGCCAAGUGCGUGUGCCAGAGAUCCUGUCCGCGGCGUCAGAAGCACAUUUGCGGUUCCGAUGGGGAAAUCUACAGGAAUCACUGUGAAAUGCACAGAAUUGCGUGCCUCAAAGGACAAAAAAUCACCCUUCAAGACCCGAAUUUUUGUGUCCGGGUAACAACGAAGGCCCCCGCGACGGCGUGCACGCCACAGGAGUAUGAAAUCAUGAAGGAUAACCUCCUGCUAUACAGUCACGCGAGACUCAUCUCGAGUGACAACAACCACAGCAGGGACUUUCUGGUGUCCAUCAUGUUUUCGCACUAUGACCAGAACAACAAUGGACACUUGGAGACCACAGAACUUAGGGAGUUGUAUCAAUUGGAACACCUUGAGGACUUGAGUCCCAAUUGUGUCCUUAGCGACAUGCUCGUAUACGAUGAUGGUAAUCACGAUGGUCACCUCAGCAUCAACGAAUUCUAUCAGGCCUUCAAUAAAAUGUACAGCGUAUCGGUGGUAUCGCUGGACAAGGUCCUCGAAACGAACCACCUAACAGCACGUCUUGGGGAUAAUGUGGAAAUAAAGUGUGACGUAACCGGAAGUCCUGCACCGCCAAUUGUGUGGCAUCGAAAUGGUGUGGAUCUCCUCACGCUGGUUGAGGAGAACAUUCGCGUGUUUACAGAUGGAAGUCUCUACUUGACUCACGUUGAGCUAGUUCACGCUGGCAACUACACGUGUCACGCACAGGGCAAUGAUGAUGUCGUACAGACGCACAUCCUCACGGUUCACACUGUCCCAAGGGUACGUGUUAUGCCGCGUAUUCAGUCACGAAGUCUCGGGGAGAAUGCUGAGAUGUUCUGCCACGUGACCGGGGAACCAUUCCCGGCAGUUGAGUGGCUGAAAAAUGAUGAAGCGAUAAAACUCGAAACACCCAACAAGUACGAGGUCAUUGGGAAUGGGACAUCCCUCCAUGUCCUCAACAUCACGUACUCCGACACCGGAGCCUUCAUGUGUCGUGCCCGGAAUAUUGGGAGUGAAGUCAAGGACAUUAGCUCAUUAAUUGUCCAAGAGGACGAAACUCCAACCGUUCUCAUUGAAGAAAAUCGAUUUUUCGUCUUUCACAAAUACGGCGCGGCCAUCUACGAGCCCGGAGCAUGUCGUCUCGUCCAUCAGAUCCAGGGUACGGACAUCAUUCCCGGCACGCAGGAUACAGUGUGUGGGUUGAGUGGGGUUGGGUGCUCAUGGGGAAGGGCAAUUAACAUUGGAACGCGCUACAUUUACGUGAGUCAACCCUAUAGGGAUCGCGUGCUGAUUAUCUCCACACUGCAGAUGGUCGUUGUGGAUGUCAUUGCAACUGACCGGUAUCCGGUGGAGCUUCACUAUGUGCCUCACCUGGAUCAGGUGUGGAUACUCAAUUGGCGUCGUGCUGAUACCCCAUACUCAAAGACACUGCAAGUCAUACGGGAUGCGAGUGAGAAGAAACGCCACCAGGCAACGCAUCCGCAAAUGAAGAGUGACACAGAGGUCAUUCGGGAUUUCUUCAUUCCAACUGCAGACUUUGAACCACUCAACUAUGCUUUCAACUAUGGCUAUGUGACGCAUCAGAAUACGAUGGGUUUGCAGAAGAUUGAUCUCAACACCUUCCACUAUGUGCGGUACAUUGAUCUCUCAUCGUACGCCUGUCUCCCCUAUUCUGUCACCUUUUCCGCCUACUACGGCAUCGUUGUGAUUGCAUGCGUGGAGCCGGAUACAAAUACGUGGCGGGGACAAUUGAUUCUCGACUAUUUGACGGAUUCGGUGAUGGGGACAAAGCCCGCCAUUCACGGGGUGGCCCGCAUCUCCCCAAAUUCCAGACAUAUCGUCACAACAUUUGUGGAUAACAAUGCCGGCACGACACUCACAGUCCAGCAGAUAACAUCAAGUGGCCUCCAAUUUUCCUUCGAUGUGAAGACCACACUCAAUAUCAGCGAUGUGACUUUCUAUGAGAGCCAAACGACCCAUGGAUAUGACUUGUUUGCCAGCGCCAGCGACAAAGAGGACAUACUCUAUUUGAAUUUGGACACAGGCAAGGUGGAAAUGAUAACAGGAGUCGGUCCGGGCGCACCUCUGCUCCAACAGCCAGUGCCAAUUGCCAAAUGGGGCAACUCAAUGCGAUCAAUUAAGUCUUCAGGACUCUUUGGGCAAUAUAUGGUGACUUUGACAAAUAGUGCUCUCUUUGUGAUUAAUGGAAAAAGUAAGACGGUCAACUGCGAAAUUGGCGGUGUUCUCAAUCCCGUUGGUGUUGUAUGGGCGAAAUAUCGACAGAACACCACCCCACAGGCACCCAGUAUCAUCCCCAGGAGCCACGAGGACAUCAACGAAAAUUAAUUUUUUCCGCUAUCGCGUAUUGGCACACGAUUACAAGACAAAUUCCUCAAUUAUCACCCCAAAAAAGUGAUAAAAAGAACACACAAAUGUGAGGGCACGAAGAGACGGAGCAGAAGUGCAAAAGACGUCUAAGAAAUACAAAUAUUUUUGCAGGAAUCACACGUACACACAUUAUGGGUAUACCUCCCAGUGGAAAUUCCACAACGAAAUCUACAUUUUUAACAGUUGAAAAAAAAUUUAUUUGAUUAUGAAGAGUGACUCAAAAAAAUUCACUCUUGAUUUCUUCGUAAUUCACAAUAUUCUUUUAUCACAUAGCGCGCGGAAGAAAUAACAAUAAAAAAAAUUGAAAAACUCGUCCCAUUUGGUAGGAAAAACACGAAGUACACGAAUAAUGGGAAUCUCACAGAAAA